Messenger RNA from Ascochyta rabiei, 1164 nucleotides. RefSeq names its product Taurine dioxygenase. Lineage: Eukaryota; Fungi; Ascomycota; Dothideomycetes; Pleosporales; Didymellaceae. The record is from RefSeq and is a predicted model, not a curated record. Gene Ontology annotation, cellular component: cytoplasm. The coding region runs from base 1 to 1164 and encodes 387 amino acids. The transcript has 2 exons. Gene Ontology annotation, molecular function: 2-oxoglutarate-dependent dioxygenase activity.
AUGGCCCCCGCACUCGUCGAUACGGUCGUCCAUGAGCAAUCACCGGUCAACUUCAAGUCGCAAGCCGGCCAGUACAAGGAAGCUGCCUUCGGUGGCCCCAAGCUGUACAAAAAAGAGCUCGAACUGAGAGGUACUGGCGAGCAUGCGCCCGCAAGGUACCCAAACUACCUUCCAGUGUGGGACUUUGAAAAGAAAUAUCCUGCUCUUGAGCCCUUUGAGCACUAUGAACAUGGCAAGGAUGCCGAUGAUUCGUUCCCAAACCUCUUGAAGGACGCCAAAGUUGCGGAUCUGACGGCGAAUAUUGGUGCUGAAGUUACAGGUGUGCAGCUGAGCAAGCUAACCGAUGCUGGCAAGGAUGAACUGGCGUUGUUUGUCGCUCAGAAGAAGGUGGUAGCAUUCCGCGAUCAGGAUUUCGCAGACCUGCCCAUCAAGGACGCACUGAACAUCGGUGGCUAUUUCGGUCGACACCACAUCCACCCUACGUCUGGAGCUCCUGAGGGGCACCCAGAGGUCCAUCUUGUUCACCGAGGAGCCGACGACACCACCGCCCGCGAUUUCUUUGAAGAGCGAACAAACUCGAUUACAUGGCACUCAGAUGUCACCUACGAGAAGCAGCCACCCGGCACUACAUUCCUGUACUUGCUGGAUGGUCCUGCAGCAGGAGGUGAUACACUCUUUGCAAACCAAGCAGCAGCAUACAAGAGGCUAUCGCCGGAGUUCAGGAAGCGUUUACAAGGACUGAAGGUUGUCCACUCAGCUGUCGAACAAGCGGACAACAGCAGAAACCGAGGAGGCGUCGUGCGUCGUGAACCAGUGACCUCCAUCCACCCACUUGUUCGAACACACCCAGCUACCGGUGAAAAGGCGCUUUUCGUGAACCCUCAGUUCAGCCGUCGCAUCGUAGGCUUCAAGAAGGAGGAGAGUGACUUCCUGUUGAACUUCUUGUACGACCACAUUGCCAAGGGUCAGGACUUCCAAGCUCGCGUCAAGUGGGAGCCGGGUACUGUCGUAGUCUGGGACAAUCGUGUUACUGCACACUCGGCGUUGUUGGAUUGGGAGGACGGCGCGCGCAGGCACUUGGCAAGGAUCACACCGCAGGCCGAGGCGCCGUAUGAGACGCCGUACGAGGAGCGCAACAGCGGUGCCGUUGGAUUCGAGUACUAA